AUGUCAUCCCACUCUACCACUUCCACACCUUCCUCUCCCCCUCGUACGCCUCUCCCUUCUUCACCAAACUUCAAAUUCACCUUACCUACUCCACCUUCAUUCUCCGCACAUCGAUCCAGCUCCCACUCGAGAAACACCUCAUCUACCAAUCUCGCCGACUUACCCCACCAGCACGAUGAUACCAGUCGACAUUCCAAGCGGAUGAGUAUAUCUUCUAUCCAUGAUCCCAUCGUGGACAAUAGCGAAAAGAAAGAUAGGAGAGUAUCAUUUUCGAUCGAAACUAAUAAACCUAUCUCGAGACCUUCUACUACCACUAGUACUGCUCCACCAUCAGGUGGAAUGAAAUCACCAAUCUACAGAAUACCUCAACGUCAAAAGUCUCAUCAACAUAAAGAAGGGGAAGAGAUAUUGAACAGUCCUGAAAUACCACUUACUCCACCUCCGACGAAACGUAGACCAAUCUCUUUCCAAGGUGUGUCACCUGGAUCGACUAGGUUUUCGAAUAUGGCUGCAUUGAAAGGAAUCUCGAUCGAUCAAUCUCUCUCAUCUCCCAAAGGAGCUUUCUCGAGGUCCAUCUGGUCAGCGGGGAUCUUACCUUCCUCUUCAUCUAAAUCAGGUUGGAUAUCCUCCGCAGGUUCAGCAGGACCAGCCGGUGCUAAAUCGAUUUCUUCAACUCUGAAAUCACCUUUACCCAUUACUACUAGUACCGUUGCUACUGGCGAGCCUCUCAAAAGCCCGAGCGGAUCGGGGAAGAAGGGAACAGCGAGUGAGAUCGCCAAAGCGAGAGGAUUGAGUAUAGCGAUCAUAAAAGAGAAUGGAAAAGGGGUUUUACCGAUCACUCCUGGUUUGAUGACUGCUUCAUCAGCUGGCGGAUUGAAGAGUCCAAUCGUAACAGUGGGAGGAUUGAAAAGUCCUGAUAUAAAGAUUAUAAAACAUAUCAAUGCUAUUGGUGAUGUUGAAAACGGGUUAAGCUCAGCAGGAAGUAUCGGUAAGAAAGAGAUCAUCUUGUGUAAAUUCUAUCAUACACCUGGAUUAACCUGUACUUCCCGACCAUGUCGAUUCGUCCACAACCUAUCUUCCAUCCAAGCUCAACUCGGAUCUGCAUAUCCUCAAUCUGCCACAGGUGCGCUAAGUGGAUUCAGGAUGUUGAGUCCCAAUCGACCUGAUCCCACUUCGGGAACGUUCGCCCAAGCUCAAAUGACACCUUCGACCGCUACUGAUUUCCCGAGAAAGACCGUCAAGGUGACCGAAGACGGGGGGAUGGAUUUGGGCGAUGUCAUGCCUGGGGAGAAGGUCUUGAUCGAAGAUGAGAAUGGUGAAGAGGUGGUGGGACAGGUAUUCUUCAUGAGUGGGGGUGGAAAGGGUGCGAUGGGUAAGAGCAGAGAGAAGUGGAAGACUGUGCCUUGUAAAGACUUCGCUGAAGGUCAUUGUCCGUAUGGAGAUUACUGCUCUUUCAUCCACGACGAGAAGUUACCCGCCGGCUUGCUCAACGAGGAGUCGAAGACCGAAGAGGACCCUCAACCCGAUGAGAAGAGAGCUGAAGUCAACGAAGGGAAACCCGCUCAACAACAUCGACUGACUCAUCGAAAAUCUGCUUCUUUGAGCAGCUCCCUCACAGCUUGGACCAAAGCUCUUCCCAAAGCCAUCCUGGUCCCCUCGGUCAAAGUCGAUCCUCAAGUACUUCAAAAGACUGAAGGACACUUAUCGGCUUUUGCCCCUCCAUACCUCAAAGAGCCCAUCGCUGUAGACGAGACUGGCGAUUUGAUUCCCGCCUCUCAGUCUAUCGAGGCGAUAAAAGCAUCAGCCACUACUCCACCUGCUCGAGCUAAAGAACCAUUAGCUAUACCUAUGGAACCCACCAUCACCGCUCCAACCAAAAUUACGGCUUGGGCUAAAGGUCCUCCACCCAACUUGAGGAAAGUGGCUAGUAUCAAGAAUCUCUCUUUGACCCCUCAUCCUCGUUCUCACGAAAAAAGUAGCGGACUUACACCCACUUCAGCAAAUCAUCUGAUGCCCCCCGUAUCCGCUAUAUCAAUGUUCGGUACGGAAUCCGAUCCAGCAACGCCCUUUGAUCCGGUCGUCCAACGAAGGAAAUUGCAAGAGUUGGAAGAUGCCUUGAAUGAUCUACCUAAAUCAAAUUUAUUUCAACGAUUCGAACACGAUCAAGGUCUCUUGCCUCUGCCUAUCAUGCCUACUUCGCCUUCUCAGGGAUAUCAUCCUGCUCCCGCCGCCGGUGGAAAUCAGGGAAAUAGUAUAUUGAAUUCUACUACGUACCCCUGGGGAAUGCCAAUGUCACCUUUACCUGGACAUGGCGAUCCGACUGUCCCAUUGAUUCCCGGUGGACUCGGGGUGAUUUGGACACCUACCGGAUGGGCUGUACAGGAUGCAGCUAUGAAGAAUGCCCUCAGAUCGGCUGAGGUUAAAGCUAGAUAUGGUGAGGAUACCAAGAGGAGAACGGCCAAGAACUAUUUCAGGACUAAACCAUGCAAAUUCUUUGCCGAGGGUUAUUGUCCACACGGUGAUGAAUGCACAUAUAUGCACGUCAUGGUCCCCUCAUCACCUGAACAAUCAUCUUCUUCAGAAAGUGAAUCAGGAGCAUCAAUUGGCCAAACAUUCUCUUCACCUACUUCACCAUACGGUACUAUUCAACAACCGAAAACCGUACAUCCGAAACAUCAGACCUUACCAUGUAAAUUUUACAACUCAUCAUUGGGAUGUAAUAAUGGCGAUCGAUGUAAUUUCUUACAUACCCGUGUUGUACCCGAGAGUGUGAUGAUGGUUGAAAGACCUAGACCAUGGAGGACGAAACCGUGUAGACAUUAUCAACUGAAUCGAUGUACACUAGGUGACGCAUGUCAUUUCGCUCAUGUACUUGAUCCUGCUUGGGUGAAUUCAGGAUACCAUUCUCAAUAUCAGACCAGUCAUCCACAGCAACAAUUGACGGAAGAGAGUUUGGAGAAAACUUUGGAAGAGAUGAGGAACGGAAAGAAUGAGAUGAGGGGAGCAGACGAUGAUGAAGAUGAGGAUGAAGAUGAUGUUGAGAUAAUAACGGCUGUAGGAGAUUUGACAUUCUCUUCAACAAGUUACAGUCCACCUUCUUCCGUUCGAGUUUGA
Kwoniella mangroviensis CBS 8507 is the source of this 3114-nucleotide messenger RNA. RefSeq lists its product as uncharacterized. Lineage: Eukaryota; Fungi; Basidiomycota; Tremellomycetes; Tremellales; Cryptococcaceae. Gene Ontology annotation, molecular function: mRNA binding; metal ion binding. The coding region runs from base 1 to 3114 and encodes 1037 amino acids. The record is from RefSeq and is a predicted model, not a curated record. The transcript is spliced from 7 exons.